Molecule: messenger RNA, 1947 nt
Organism: Paramecium pentaurelia
Lineage: Eukaryota; Ciliophora; Oligohymenophorea; Peniculida; Parameciidae
Source: the annotation of a GenBank genome assembly
AUGCAAUUUAUUUAAUAUGACAGUCUAUUUAAUUAUAGUUUAGAAUAGAAUGAAGAAAUGGAAUUUGUACAUCCAGAACAUCAUCUCAAUAUAUAAUCAAGAAUAGUUAAAGAUAAAUUUUAAUAAAAUCUUUAAAAUUCUAUAAUAAUGUUCAACUAAAUUUUAGGAUUCUCUUAAAAUAUCAUUAAUAAAUAUAAUAACUAUUAAGAUUCAUGUACAAAGGCUCUUUAAUUAAUUGAAAUUUCAACUGAUGGAUUAAUGUAAAUUGAAUAGAUAUAUUCUUUGAUAGAAUAAAAAGAAUUUGGAUUCAAUUCCAAACAUCAAAAUUACAAUAUCGCAUAAACAUACAAUUAGAUUAACUAAUAUACAACUAAUUUGGUUCUUGAUUAUUUAAAUAAUUUUAUCUUAAAUAAAGUUUGGGAAUUACUAAAUAAAUUUCCUAAUUAAGAUAAAUAACAAAAUAGAAAAUUUUCUAUAUACUGCUCUAAAUUAUAAUCCUGUAUAGAAAUAUUACCUGGAGCUAUAGCUGUAAAAUAAGAUGAUCUUUUUUCUGUUAAUUAAUAACAUAUAUUUUGGCAAUAAUUAAAAAACUAUAUUGAAUAAAAGCAAUUAGCUGAUCAUGAAUAAAUAAGAUAAUCUUAUGAUAAAGUUUGUGAGGGAAUUUUAUUGGCAAAUGCUAUGAUUUCAAAAGGAUCUGAAUAUGAAGGAGAAAUAAAGUAAAAAUUUAUGUAAGGUUUUGGUUUUUUAAUUUAUGCUUUGAAUAAAUAAAAAAUGAAAAGUAGAGCAAAUCAUUUUCUAGCAGAUCCUAGAAAGGAAGAUGUUUUUAAGGCUUGGAAUCUCCCUGAAUAAGGUCUUGUCAAAAUGCUAUUACCUGCAAUAUUUCCUUAAAUUUAAUUUAACUAAAAGAUAUAUAUCCCAAGAUACUUUAGAUGUAUUUCAUCUGAAUAUAUUUUAAAUCAAUAUAAAAGAUCCACAAUCAAUAAAAUCAAUAAUGAUUGUGGUCUAUUUUAUCCAGAAAAUAAGUUAACUUUAGAUGAUUUAUUAUCUAAAAAAUUAGAUAGAGUAUAAGUUAGAAUUCUAUGUCAUGAAACCUUAAAACAAAAAAAACAAUCUCUUUUCUAAUAAUUUGUAGGAUAAUUAACUAAGAAUGAUACUAUUUUUGAUAAAAUAGUUAUUCACAUACGUAUAUUUAAAUAUAUUUAAUUUAUAUAGAUGGAGGUGGUUUUGUAGCAAUGUCUUCUAGAUCACAUUAAACAUACACAAGAAAAUGGGCAAAUGCUUUGAAAGUACCUAUAUUCUCAAUAGAUUACAGAAUGGCACCAAAUCAUCCUUAUCCAGCAGGACUAGAUGACUGUUGGUAAGCGUAUAUGUUUAUACUAACAUUCAUUGAAUAAUAUUAUAAUAUAGUUCCAAAUAAAAUAGUAUUAGUUGGGGAUAGUGCAGGAGGUAAUCUUGUUGCUGCUUUAACUAUAUAAGCAAUUAAAGCAGGAGUUAGAAUACCUGAUGGUAUAUUACUGGCUUAUCCAGCAUUAUCUUUGGAUAUAAAAUAAUUUACUCCAAGUUUUUUAGUAUCUUUGGAUGAUUCAUGUAUAAUUAUAAUUUUAAUAUAAAGUGCUUCAUCAUACUGUUUUAAAGUUAUGUUUAAAGUCAUAUAUUGAGAAAGAAUUCAAUCCUAAUUUAGAUCCAAUGUUGUCCCCAUCAAAAGCUAGUGAUGAUAUUCUUAAAAGAUUUCCAAAGACUAGAAUAUAAGUUGGAACCUAUGAUCCUUUGCAUGAUGAAAGUUUUAGAUUUCUAUAAAGAUUGAUAUAAUUAAAAAGAGAUGCUAGAUUGAUUGAAUAUUAGUCUAUGCCUCAUGGAUUUUUAUCAUUUGAUGUUAUAAAUGGUAUGAAUGAAGCCAAAUAAACAGUAUUGGAUGCCUAAAAUAUUUUAUCUGAUCUGCUGAAAUGA